Penicillium atrosanguineum is the source of this 714-nucleotide messenger RNA. RefSeq names its product nuclear transport factor 2 family protein. The record is from RefSeq and is a predicted model, not a curated record. The transcript is spliced from 2 exons. NCBI's taxonomy places the organism in Eukaryota, Fungi, Ascomycota, Eurotiomycetes, Eurotiales, Aspergillaceae. The coding region runs from base 1 to 714 and encodes 237 amino acids.
AUGGUUUACAAUAUCACCGAAAAAGAGACCCAGGCUAAGACCUGGAACCACAUCAAUGGCACAGAGGCGGACAAGUUCGACCGCUUCUGCGUCUCGGAACUAUGCAAAGGCUGGCCGGUCUAUCGCGAUGCUUCUGAAUGGAACCAUUAUCGCGAUCUGUUCGUGAAAGAGGGGGCAUUUGUUUUCACAACGUGGAGUGGUGGGCUCACUAUCGACGAUUUCAUUACUGCUUCGGUCAAGGGACGCGCCAAUGGCGACUUUAUCAUGCACCGAGAGAAUGGAACACUCGUCGAUCUCAACCCAGCUACCGGUCGAGCUGUCGGUAAAAUGAAGGCAACCAUCACGCAGCGGUUCAACUGGGACGGAGUAGAGUUUGAUGUGGAGUGCGACUGCCGCUUCAUUAACUUUUGCGUCAAGGAAGGGGGCGACUGGAAGGUGGUCUAUAUCAAAUUGUUCUACGAGAAAGACCGCCUUGUCCCAGUUGAUGGCAAAAGUGUGCCCAAAUUUGAUCCCGCGGAAUUGGAGAAAUAUACCCCGGGAUACCAAUAUCUCUCGGUCGCACAGGCACACCUAGGUCAUCCGAUCCUCAACGAUUUACCAACGAUGAACAACGCAGCGUUCUAUCAGUUGUAUGAGGCAAUGGAUGCCUGGCUGGAAGCGCGACCAGCGGGUGAUUUGUUGGAGAUUCCGAAGAAUGCGUCGCCACGGUACUGA